AUGGGUGUAGAGAGUAUUGUCACACCCAGUCUCAUCCAGACAUUUGCAAACUUGGAUGCAUCGCGCUAUACCUGCGGUGCAGCCAUGACUGCAAUGUUUUACGACUACUUUCUCACCUUUUCUGAGGAGGUCAAAUGCGUCUGGGAAGACAGACGAUUGAGCAUCCCGCGACUCAUGUUCUUUUGGAACCGAUACUUUGUCUGGCCGUGGAUCAUCCUUUCCAACUAUCACAUUGCAAACCUUCGUGGGCCACUUUCGGACAAGUUGUAG
Serendipita indica DSM 11827 is the source of this 270-nucleotide messenger RNA. The record is from the annotation of a GenBank genome assembly. NCBI's taxonomy places the organism in Eukaryota, Fungi, Basidiomycota, Agaricomycetes, Sebacinales, Serendipitaceae.